UUCUUCCUUUUCAGUCUUUGAUGUAUCGACUAGCAAAUUGCUAUGCAAGCGAUUAAUUAAACACUACAGUGAUUUUCAACGACUUGUCAAGACGUCCCAGUCUUUGUUUCUUUGGGUGACAACCGUACUAAAAGGGCGAUUGAGGUUGAAAGCCGCGAGAGUGCUUGCUCGGCAAGUCAUUUUGACAGACAGUUACCGAUUAAUUCUACUCGUGAUGGCUGAUAGGGUUCCACGACGCAGCAACAAUAUCAUUUUGUCUGCCCAGCAGCUUGAUUACAAUGCAAGUAUGGCUCGUGAUCUGAACAAACGCGCGCACAAUCGCUUACAACUUCACAAGGGAAACAUAGAGGAACAUCAGACAGCCAAUUUAAACUCCAUGAAUUACGAAAUGAGGCGAAUCAAACACGAGUUGAAAGACAUCGCGAAUUCUUCGGGAACUUUAGAUCAAUUCGGUGAAAAAAUGGCGAGUAAAGCCAGAAAUGAUACAGCAAGAAGGGGAAAAAAGUUUAGGAGAAUGGAAUCUGGGAAAAACCUGCGAAAAGGCAAAAUGUCGGACUUGUCAACCAAUGCCAAUACGGACGGCAACAAAGGAAAGGAUCGAGAGGCACAAAAUUCGGACAUUUCACGUACACGACGAAAAAGUUUAUCGUUACCAACGUUACCCUCCAUGAACAGUACGUCUGUUUUACCUUCUCGGGUUCCUCCAGACCUAACCUCAAGGACAAAUACCGAGUUUGCAAUUAGAGAAGCCCAGGCUAACUCUUCGCGUUUUUCAUCGAAGCUCAAUAAAGAAACUGCAAAGCGACGGCAAUCGAGGAGAAAACUGAGCCUUGAGGCUACGACGUCAUCGGGUCAAGCAACUGAGCAACCGAUAUCUGUUUCUGUAACAGAUACAAGCGGUGAAACCGAGAGACUUCGACCUGCCUCGCCACGAGGGGCUCCAAAAGCUGACUCUCUUUUGGUAAAUCUCAGCCUUGAUGCUGUUAAAGACAGGAUUCAAAAUAGGCUUUCUCAACCACCAAAUCAAUUUAUCGACGAUGACAAUGAAGACUCUGAUAUAACGCCUUAUAUGCACGUCCCACCGGACGGUCUACCAAGAACAGUGUACCUCCUCCCUCCUUUGCAAGAUCUAUUACAAGAGGCAAAGAAAGCUAGAUACGUACGGAGACCUAGAAAGCCUUUUCAAGUAGUGGACAAAGACGAUCCAGAAAGGGAGUUGGGAAUUGAUGAAAUAUUUAGUAAGAAAGGAUAACUGAUCGGCAUCCAAUAUCGUUUUUUAUAUAUGGAAUCAAGCGUUAAGUUUGAAUACUACUGUCUAUCACAAAAUGACAUACUAAUAGAGAAUUAGUUUGUAAAAAGGGUUUUAUGCCUUUCAGAUACACACAAAAGUAAAUACCCACAGCGGAGAAAAAAGAUCAAGAUUGAUUUAGUCUCGUUAUGGGAAAAAAAAGCAGUUGAAAAAAGCGAGUCAAGUGUGACGCCGGAAAAUAGUAAGUUUACCUUGAACCUCGGAUCUAAAUAAACAAG
Messenger RNA from Porites evermanni, 1527 nucleotides. Lineage: Eukaryota; Metazoa; Cnidaria; Anthozoa; Scleractinia; Poritidae. The record is from the annotation of a GenBank genome assembly.